Molecule: messenger RNA, 1812 nt
Organism: Haliotis rufescens (red abalone)
Lineage: Eukaryota; Metazoa; Mollusca; Gastropoda; Lepetellida; Haliotidae
Exons: 2
Coding region: 1-1812 (603 amino acids)
Source: RefSeq, a predicted model, not a curated record
AUGACACUGCUCAUGCUGCCAGAUACCAGAAUACCAGGCUCCCUGGGGAGUAUUCAGUCCAAGCCGCCUAUUUGGAACCAGAAGUUGAUGUAUUCAUAUCAUCAUACUGAUUACCCUACUGCCAAUGUAACUUAUGAUGAUACUGCUACUGACAAUGUAACUUCUGAUGCUACUGCUGCUGUCAAUUUAACUUCUGGUGCUACUGCUACUGACAAUGUGACUUCUGAUGCUACUGCUACUCCCAAUGUAACUUCUGAUGCUAGUGCUACUGACAAUGUAACUUCUGAUGCUAGUGCUACUGACAAUGUAACUUCUGAUGCUACUGCUACUGCCAAUGUAACUUCUGAUGCUACUGCUACUGCCAAUGUAACUUCUAAUGCUACUGACAAUGUAACUUCUGAUGCUACUGCUACUGCCAAUGUAACUUCUGAUGCUACUGCUACUGCCAAUGUAACUUCUGAUGCUACUGCUACUGCCAAUGUAAUUUCUGAUGCUAAUGCUACUGACAAUGGAACGUCUGAUGCUACUGCUACUGGCAAUGUAACUUCUGAUGCUAAUGCUACUGCCAAUGAUACGUCUGAUGCUAAUGCUACUCCCAAUGUAACUUCUGAUGCUACUGCUACUGUCAAUGUAACUUCUGAUGCUACUGCUACUCCCAAUGUAACUUCUGAUGCUACUGCUACUGUCAAUGUAACUUCUGAUGCUACUGCUACUCCCAAUGUAACUUCUGAUGCUACUGCUACUGUCAAUGUAACUUCUGUUGCUACUGCUACUGUCAAUGUAACUUCUGUUGCUACUGCUACUGUCAAUGUAACUUCUGUUGCUACUGCUACUCCCAAUGUAACUUCUGAUGCUAGUGCUACUGACAAUGUAACUUCUGAUGCUAGUGCUACUGACAAUGUAACUUCUGAUGCUACUGCUACUGCCAAUGUAACUUCUGAUGCUACUGCUACUGCCAAUGUAACUUCUAAUGCUACUGCCAAUGUAACUUCUGAUGCUACUGCUACUGCCAAUGUAACUUCUGAUGCUACUGCUACUGCCAAUGUAACUUCUGAUGCUACUGCUACUGCCAAUGUAACGUCUGAUGCUACUGCUACUGUCAAUUUAACUUCUAAUGCUACUGCUAUUGCCAAUGUAAACUCUGAUGCUAAUGCUACUGACAAUGGAACGUCUGAUGCUACUGCUACUGGCAAUGUAACUUCUGAUGCUAAUGCUACUGCCAAUGAUACGUCUGAUGCUAAUGCUACUCCCAAUGUAACUUCUGAUGCUACUGCUACUGCCAAUGUAACUUCUGAUGCUAGUGCUACUCCCAAUGUAACUUCUGAUGCUAGUGCUACUCCCAAUGUAACUUCUGAUGCUACUGGUACUCCCAAUGUAACUUCUGAUGCUAGUGCUACUGUCAAUGUAACUUCUGAUGCUACUGCUACUGACAAUGAUACGUCUGAUGCUACUGCUACUGUCAAUGUAACUUCUGAUGCUACUGCUACUGUCAAUGUAACUUCUGAUGCUACUGCUACUGUCAAUGUAACUUCUAAUGCUACUGCUACUGUCAAUGUAACUUCUGAUGCUACUGCUACUGUCAAUGUAACUUCUAAUGCUACUGUCAAUAUAACUGCUAAUGCUACUGCUACUGCCAAUAUAACGUCUGAUGCUACUGCUACUGUCAAUGUAACUUCUAAUGCUACUGCUACUGACAAUGUAACUGCUGAUGCUACUGCUACUGUCAAUGUAACUUCUAAUGCUACUGCUACUGCCAAUGUAACUUCUGGUGCUACUGCUACUGCCAUGGUACUACUUAUGCUAGUGGCAUAG